This is a messenger RNA of Cuculus canorus (common cuckoo), 6319 nucleotides long. Its product is annotated as sodium channel protein type 5 subunit alpha. Bases 20 to 5374 code for a protein of 1784 amino acids. Gene Ontology annotation, biological process: sodium ion transmembrane transport; neuronal action potential; membrane depolarization during action potential. Lineage: Eukaryota; Metazoa; Chordata; Aves; Cuculiformes; Cuculidae. Gene Ontology annotation, molecular function: voltage-gated sodium channel activity. The transcript is spliced from 25 exons. The record is from RefSeq and is a predicted model, not a curated record. Gene Ontology annotation, cellular component: voltage-gated sodium channel complex; plasma membrane; axon.
AAACAUAUAGAAGGAAAAAAUGGAUGUCUUGUUUUGGCCAUCAGAAACUAACAACUUCCGACGUUUCACCCCUGAGUCCUUGGCAGCAAUCAAGGAAAGAAUUGCUGAGAAAAAAAAACAGCAAGCCAAAGUUAAACAGGAGAAUAAAGGUCAAAGAGUUGAAGAAGUUAAACUUACUCCUCAGCUUGAUCUGGGAACGUACAAAAAACUGCCAUCUCUGUAUGGGGAUGUUCCUGUGAAGCUCAUUGGGGAACCCCUGGAAGAUUUGGAUCCAUACUACAGUGAUCACAAGACUUUUAUGGUGAUAAAUAAAAGGAGGACUAUUUUCCGGUUUACUGCCACGCCUGCCUUGUGUAUAGUUGGUCCUUUUAAUCCAGUCAGAAAAGCAGCCAUUAAAGUCAUCAUCCAUUCGUUAUUUGUCGGUUUUAUUACAUGUACUGUGAUACUCAAUUGUGCUUCCAUGGCUGUAAAUAAACUUCCAGAAGAACUCAGCUGGACUGAACAUGUUUUUACUGCCAUAUAUACUGGUGAAAUAUUAAUAAAAGUAUUAGCAAGAGGAUUGUUUUGGAAUGAAUUUACCUUCCUUCGAGAUCCAUGGAACUGCUUGGAUCUUGUUGUUAUAGUAAUAACGUAUGUUACUAUGUUCAAAAGUAUGGGCAAGAUUUCAGCUCUUCGAACUUUCAGAGUACUGAGGACCUUGAAAGCUGUUUCAGUAAUACCAGGUCUGAAAGUCAUCGUAAAUUCACUUAUUGAAUCCGUUAAGAAACUUACUGAUGUGUUGAUCUUGACUGUUUUUUGCUUGAGUAUAUUUGCUCUAAUAGGCCUCCAGCUUUUUAUGUGCAAUUUAAAAUCCAAAUGUGUCCUCAAUAAUACUACGUUCAAUGAGUCAUUAUGUAAGGAUGCCAAGAUAUACGUACAAGGCAAAGAAGAUAUCUGCUCCAGAAUGAAUAAAUCUUCUGAAAUAUUGCUCUGUGGGUUCACUCCGGAACCCAACAAAGAGUGCCCGGAAAACUAUACCUGCCAGAAGGUUGGGGAGAAUCCUGACUUUGGUUAUACAAGUUUUGAUCAUUUUGGCUGGGCCUUCCUUUCUUUAUUCCGUCUGAUGACCCAAGAUUCCUGGGAGCGUCUCUACAGACAAGUUAUCCGUACAUCUGGAAAGAGCUCCUUCAUAUUUUUUCUGGGGGUCAUUUUUUUAUGCUCGUUUUACCUCUUCAAUCUGAUCUUGGCUGUAGUAACUAUGGCAUAUGAAGAGCAAAAUAGAGCUACUCUUGCUGAAACACAGGCAAAGGAAAAAUUACUUCAAAAUGCCCAGCAAGUUCUAGAGAAGGAAAAGAUGUUGGCUGCUGGAGAGGGUAACAAGGAUACAUAUGUCACAUCUGAAAUGUCAGUUGCUGACUUGAAAAAUUCAAAAGAAAAAAGGAUGAAAGAAAAAACAUCUACUUUUAAACAAAGCUUAAUUUUAGGUGAUCGUGGCAAAGAGGACCAUGUAUUUCAUUCACAACCUGGUCAUUGCCAGAAGAAGCUAAGGCAGAUUCUGCUGUCCUAUGAAUUGUCAGUGGAGUCCAUUAAUGAUCCCUUUCGAAGACAGAGGUUAAUGAGUGCAGCCACUGUUAUUACAGAUAAUUUGCAACUACAAGAGUCCAAAUUGAAAUGUCCUUCAUUCUGGACACGUUUUUCUCAAAAGUAUCUAAUUUGGAAUUGUUGCCCAUUCUGGGAAGCAGUCAAAAAGAAGGUGCAAUUGGUAAUUUUGAAUCCAUUUGUUGAUCUCUUAAUCACGAUUUGCAUUAUUGUGAAUACCUUUUUCAUGGCUCUGGAGCACCCUGACAUGCCAUCGCAUUACCGACGAAUGAUCUGUAUAAGUGACAAGGUCUUCACUCUGAUUUUUACAGCAGAAAUGAUCUUGAAAAUCAUCGCUCUAGAUCCUUACAACUAUUUUCAGCAAAAAUGGAAUAUUUUUGAUAGCAUAGUUGUUAUGAUUGGCCUAAUAAGCUUUCAAGACAAUCUCUCAUAUUUCAGGGUGCUCAGGAUCUUCAAAUUGGCCAAGUCCUGGCCAGCCUUAAAUACUCUUAUGAAAAUAAUUCUAAACUCUGUUGGUGCUCUGGGUAACCUCACCCUGGUUUUGGUUAUCACCGUAUUUAUAUUUGCUGUAGUAGGAAAGCAGGUUUUGGGCAAUUAUUAUAAGACAAAUGCCUUAAAAAUAAGCACUGAUAAGAAUUUACGCUGGCAUAUGAAAGACUUUUGUCAUUCAUUCCUGAUUGUAUUCCGGAUAUUGUGUAGAGAAUGGAUUGAAACCAUGUGGGAGUGUAUGGAAGUGGCUGGAGAAGGGCUAUGUCUUCCCAUUUUCCUACUAGUCCUGGUGAUAGGAAACUUGGUGGUGCUCAACCUAUUCAUUGCCUUGCUGCUGAGUUCAUUCAAUACUGACUCCUCAUUGGGACAAGAGGACACUGGACAAAUGACUAAAAGUCAGAUUGCCAUUGCGCAGAUUUACAAGGGUCUGCAGUUUGCGAAAAACAGAAUUGUGAAUCACUGUGGCAAAAUAAUGAAACGAAAACCCAAAACAACAUCCAGAAAGAAGACUUUGGUGAGAAUUUCUGCCAGAGAUAUAGAGAAAAAUAACUAUGCCAUGACAGAUGUCAAGAAGGAUGUAGACAGCAAUUGCUUUGACAUUGAGUAUUACAGUACUGAAGAGAGUUCCUCGAUAAGAAGGAAAUAUGAAGAAUUUUUAACCCAUCGUAGUACCUGUGCUCCCAUUGCAAUAGCAGAGACUUACACUGAUGAAGGUGAUGACGAGUACAGUGUAUGCACAGACAUAGAAUACAGAAAACAGAAAUGUGAUGGUGGUAGCUAUUCUGAAGCAAGCACUGUGGAUCCAGUUAUUCUUCUGGAGAUGAUUUCCCAGCCUAAAAAGUCAGACCUACCUAAGGACUGUUUUGCAGAAGGUUGUCUUGUAUGUUUCCCAUGUUGUGCAGUGGAUAUCACUAAAUUUCCAUGCAGAACUUGGUGGAAAUUUAGAAAAACUUGCUACAGAAUUGUUAAACAUAGCUGGUUUGAAACUUUUAUAAUUUUUAUUAUAGUAUUGAGCAGCGCAGCACUGGCAUUUGAAGAUAUUCACCUUCAGGACAGAAAAAAUGUGAAAUUGGUCCUGGAGUAUGCUGAUGGAAUAUUUACCUACAUCUUUUUUAUGGAGAUGCUUCUGAAGUGGGUAGCAUAUGGUUUACACAGUUAUUUCACAAAUGCCUGGUGUUGGCUUGACUUCAUCAUUGUGUGUCUGUCAUUUGUUUCCUGGGGACUAAAGAAUGUUUCUGAAGCCCCAUCACUCUGUUCUUCUGGGAGUGCCCUGAAAUCUCUCAGGACUCUUAGAGCAUUGAGGCCUCUACGAGCUUUGUCAAGAUUUGAAGGGAUAAAGGUUGUUGUGAAUGCACUCUUAGGAGCUAUCCCCUCAAUCUUGAAUGUUUUGCUCGUCUGCGUUGUCUUCUGGCUCCUAUUUAACAUUGCAGGAGUUCAAUUCCUUGGAAAAAAAUUUUCAAAAUGCAUACUUAAGGAAGGAGAUAUCAAUCUAAUUGAUAACAAAGAUAAUUGUACUUUCUAUAAUGGAACAUGGAAAAAUAAUGAUGUAAACUUUGAUAAUGUUGGGAUAGGAUACUUGGCUCUUCUCCAAGUGGCAACUUUUAAAGGCUGGUUGGAUAUUAUGUAUGCAGCAGUGGAUUCACGUGGGAUAAAUGAACAGCCAAAAUUUGAAGCGUCCUCAGCCAUGUAUAUGUAUUUUGUGAUUUUCAUUAUUUUUGGAUCUUUCUUCAUGCUGAACCUUUUUGUUGGAGUGGUUAUCAGCAAUUUUAACCAGCAAAGGAAAAAGUUAGGUGCGAAAGAACUAUUUCUGACUGAGGAACAGAGAAAGUAUUAUAAUGCCCUAAAAAAACUUGGAUCCAAGAAACCUCGAAAGCCCAUCCCAAGACCAUUGAAUGCAUUCCAAGGGUUACUAUUUGAUAUAGUAUCGCACAAAUCAUUUGACAUUACUAUUAUGACUUUCAUCUGUCUAAAUAUGGUCGUUAUGAUGGCAGAAAAUAGCCAAAAAGGCAACAGUGAUGUUCUUAAUAAGAUCAACUAUUUUUUUGUGGCAGUAUUUACUACGGAAUGUGUCAUAAAAAUACUAGCUCUAAGAUAUUACUUCUUCACCAGUGGAUGGAACAUAUUUGAUUUAGCUCUUGUGAUCCUUUCACUAGUUAGUAUUGGACUUUCUGAAGGCUUUCGGGCUUUGUCCUCUCCUUCACUUUUGAGAAUAUUUCGUUUGACACGAAUUGGCCGAAUCCUGAGAUUAAUUCGAAAAGCUAGAGGAAUUAGAACCCUUCUUUUUGCAUUACUGAUGUCUCUUCCUGCCCUGUUCAACAUUGGUCUUCUGCUUUUUCUGAUUAUGUUCAUUUAUGCCAUUGUGGGCAUGACAAACUUUGCCUGUCUUGGCUGGGAAGGUGGGAUUGAUAACCUUUUCAACUUUCAAACUUUUGUCAGUAGCAUGCUCUGUCUCUUCCAAAUUACAACAUCUGCUGGCUGGGAUGGUCUUUUGGUCCCUCUGUUCAGCAAACCUAUUUCCUGUGCUCCCAACUUAAAUUUAACAUAUGAACAGAAAAAAAAUUGCGCAAAUAAGGAGGUUGGUAUUUUAUUUUUUGUAAGCUAUGUCAUCAUAUCAUUUCUCAUUGUUGUAAAUAUGUACAUAGCUGUCAUUUUAGAGAACUUCAAUGUUGCCACUGAAGAAAGCACAGAUCCUCUUUGUGAGGAUGACUUUGAUAUGUUUUAUGAGACCUGGGGGAAUUUUGAUCCUCAGGCAACACAAUUUAUUUCAUAUUCUGCUCUCUCAGACUUUGCAGAUGCUCUGGCAGAACCCUUACGUGUUCCAAAGCCUAAUAAAAUGCAUCUCAUAGCUAUGGACCUCCCUAUAGUUACUGGAGAUAAGAUCCACUGCUUGGAUAUCUUACUUGCUUUCACUAAAAGGGUCUUAGGAGAAACUGGGGAUUUUACUGGUCUUGAAUUACAGUUGGAAGAAAAAUUUAUGGCUGCCAAUCCAUCUAAAGUUUCUUACAAGCCAAUUACUACUACACUUAAAAGAAAACAAGAGGAGAUAUCGGCUCUUAUUAUUCAAAGGGCCUUCAGGAAGUAUAUGAUGCAGCGUUCUUUUCAAAAUAAAUCCUUCUUAUACCGUCAUAAACAUUAUAACAGUGCUACCUUUGAAGAAGAAACACGUGAGAAGGAAAGUCUUAUUGCAUCCAUGCAUAAUGAAAAUAAUGGUAGGAAGCUAGAUAAUUCACGAACUGCAUCUUGCAUAUCUCUCCCUUUAUAUUAUGAUGGUAUUGCUAGAACAGAUAGUGGUGGCGUGGACUCAUAAGGUUUCCUCAGGCUGCAGCAUUUUUUAUUAAGCUGAUAUAAGGUAUUUUCAGAUGGAGAAAAUAUUUUAAUCUAAGAAUGCAAUACUUAGAAUAAUGAUGGCAACCUUUACAUAUUGUGAUUGUUCAGUUUUGCAAAUACUCCUUAAAACAAUUAAGAUUUGAACAACUAUGUCUUAAAUAUUAGAGGAAAAUCAAACCAUAGAUUUUUUUUUUUCCUCAGUUACUGGAGUAAAUGAGUUAAUUUUUAUACCCCUCAUUUUUUUUUAUUCCUUCAUAUUUCUAGAUUUAGAGAAGAAAUCUGUAAAAGAUCAGUUGUAACUAUAAUAUUAUUGAGAAGCACAUAGGUCUGUAGAAGAAUGUAUAUCUCUUUAAAGAAAAAGCCUGCUUUGAAAAAAUAGCUAUUGUAGCAAAAGUAAAUAAUUACUCUAUUUUCUGUGAAAGAGCUCACUCAGGACACUUGAGAAUAAUCAGCCAGUAAUUUCUGUACUGUUUGGGACCAUAUUCCUCCUAGUGCUUUUGAAUAGAUUUGUUUAUGCCUAAGAAUUUUUAAGGAGGCUUUACAUCUAAAUGGAUUUAACAUAUCAUCCUCAGGUGUCUGCACUUCAAAGUUGUAUAUAAUUUGUUCUUUGUAUUAUUCAGUGUAUGAAAGAAGUAAUAAUAAUUACCAGAAUGAAAGGGUGUUAUGCAAGAGGUACUGUUUCCAGAAAAUCUUAAGAACUAUUGUACAUUAAAUUUCUUCACUAUAAUUCAUCCAAAUGUCAUAGAAGGUAUUAUUUAGUAAUCCAAAAAGGAGUUCAUGUUAUAUCUUAUGAGACAGCAUUUAUUAAAGUUAGAGGAAGUAUUUAUUUCAUUGGCUCUGAAAAAACCCACACAUAUGAACGAUGUAUAUUGAUAUCACUUCUUCUGUGUUGUAGCAGUUUAUGUUGGUCAGGUGAAGUGUCAUG